Messenger RNA from Chara braunii, 1636 nucleotides. NCBI's taxonomy places the organism in Eukaryota, Viridiplantae, Streptophyta, Charophyceae, Charales, Characeae. The record is from the annotation of a GenBank genome assembly.
CAGGAUUCAACAUUUGGCUAUAAUCCUGGAUGCCACGAGAUAAGCUCAAAGAAGUGAGCUUCGAGGUUGACCAGUGGGUCAACGAUUUAGAAGGGUUCUCCACACAGGAGCCGUGCGAGCAAGCCAGCCAGCAGCCACCAGCUUUGUGGUGGGAGGCUUUUGGCUCCAAACACGACCUCCUUGCACUGCAAGCCAUCAAAUUGCUUGGCCAGGCAAGCUCCUCCGCUGCUUGUGAGCGGAAAUGGAGCUUGCAUGAGCUCAUCUACGGGAGAAGGCGCACGAAGCUCAUGCCGGAGAGGAUGGCCAAGCUUGUGUACAAGAGUUGGAAUGUCCGCUCAGUUGCAAGUAUUCGGAGUUUCCUUGGGGUUGGUCAAGCUUUGGUCCACCCUAGCCCAUCGAGUGCUCUACCUCUUGCAAAGAAGAUCACACGUUCUACCUCAAUUGAUUUUGCGAAAAACCAGCUCCUUCUGAGGAGCAUUCGGCACGGCGGGGGGGAUGAAAUCCACAUCCCAUGGGCGGAUGACGUUCCGGUGGACAAGGAGAUGGAGGAGUGGUACACAGAUUGGCUGAAGCGUGUCCACGGAGAGGUCGAAGAAGAAGAGGUGGUUGUGGCGGACGUCGAAGACGAGGAAGACGAGUUUCCACUGCGGCGCACCUUCCAGUGCAAUGACGAGGUUGACGAGAGGCUGUGUGAGGAGGAGGACUCUGUUCUCGUCGGUACACGGGAGCGCGAUUGGCACGAGUGCACGAAGCCUGGGAAAUACCGUGAGCGUGAGUUGCGCAGGAGAUCAGGCAGCGAGCUGCCUGUGCCUCAAGAGUUGUAUACGGAGGAGGGCUACGCUCUUGCAUUGGCAGCUCGACGGGCGGGCACAUGGGUUGUUGAGCAACAACAGCCACGACCGAAGAGGGGUCGUCCCACAUUGGCGGAGCAGGCAGAACGCAGGGAACGAAAGGCGGAAGAGAAGGCCUCCAAGGCAGCAGCUGACGCUGCCGCAGCAAAAGCUGGUGCGGUCAAAGCCGUUGCGGCCAAAGCCCGAGCAGCGGCGAAAGCCGCCACGAAGAAUGCUGCCGCUGGGAAGACGAAGAGAGCCGCCAUCAUAAAUGAUGACGACGAUGACGAUAUCCCGGAAGACAUCCGGGGAGACGAAGAGCUCGAAGGCUCAACAUCGACUUAUUCAAGCUCAAGUGACACAUCUGAUUCCGGUGGGGGGGAGGGAACGGAGGAGCGUGACGAGGAAGAAGGCGGUGAGGGUGAGGUGCAGCCGGAGGAGAGCGAGGAGGAAGAAGGGGAACAUGCUGCGUAGGGUGCACCCGCUGUGCUGUUUGGGCAGACAAACUCAAGGUACUAAGCAUAGUAAGCAAUUCGAAUUUUGAACUUGUGGAUCUUUUUCAUAUAAGUUUUUAACUUCUUGUCAAUCUUUCUGUUGUUUUUCUCAUUCUUUGUUGUGUGUGUGCAUCAUCAAUUGUUCAAAGUUUGUUUUCUGUGUUUUUGUGAUGCCAUACCGCCGCUCGAUUGCAUGGAUGCAAUGAAUGUCUGCUGUCGUGUUUCGUCUUCGCACUCCAAAUGCAGGUCAGUGGGACACCCCCCCCCUUUCAACCGCUCGAAUCACAAGACAAACAAAAACAAAAAGAAUAG